AUGGAGACCACCGCCGCACUCACUGGAAUUCGACUGAGUUCCUCGAUCUGCCCUUCCCGUCUUUCUUCCCCUUUUCUUUCUCCCGCAUUUCCUCCCAAUCGUUCUCUCUCCCUCAAGCUUCAUAAGCAGUUUCCUUCAACUUCCCACAAUGUUCUCGAAGCUUCCACUCUUCUCAGGCCUUCCGCCUCUGUUUCUCCUACCUACAGUGAGGCGAUUGAGCUGGCUGAUAUAGAUUGGGAUGAUCUUGGAUUUGGUAUUCAAGCUACUGAUUAUAUGUAUUUCUCGAAAUGUGAUCAAGGUGGAAUGUUCUCUAAGGGUGAACUGAAACGAUUUGGGAACAUUGAAUUGAACCCUUCUGCUGGUGUUUUAAACUAUGGGCAGGGACUAUUUGAAGGUUUGAAAGCCUACCGCAAAGAAGAUGGGAAUAUACUACUCUUUCGUCCGGAAGAAAAUGCUUUAAGGAUGAAGAUGGGUGCUGAGCGGAUGUGCAUGCCAUCACCUAGUGUAGAACAGUUUGUGGAAGCUGUGAAAGAUACUGUUUUAGCAAACAAACGCUGGAUACCACCUCAGGGUAAAGGUUCCUUGUAUAUUAGACCUUUGCUAAUGGGAAGUGGAGCGGUACUUGGGCUUGCACCGGCUCCAGAGUACACCUUUUUAAUAUAUGUUUCACCUGUUGGGAACUACUUCAAGGAAGGUUUGUCUCCAAUCAAUCUGAUCGUGGAGAAUGAUCUACAUCGUGCAACUCCUGGUGGUACUGGAGGUGUGAAGACCAUUGGAAACUAUGCUGCGGUUCUUAAGGCACAGUCUGCAGCCAAAGCUAAAGGCUACUCUGAUGUUUUGUACCUUGACUGUGUGCACAAAAGAUACUUGGAGGAGGUUUCUUCCUGUAAUAUAUUUGUUGUUAAGGGUAACGUUAUUUCAACUCCAGCUAUUAAAGGGACUAUCCUGCCUGGCAUUACUCGAAAGAGUAUAAUUGACGUUGCUCAAAGCCAAGGAUUCCAGGUUGAGGAACGACUAGUGUCGGUGGAUGAAUUGGUAGAUGCCGAUGAGGUCUUCUGCACAGGAACAGCUGUGGUUGUAUCACCUGUUGGCAGUGUUACUUAUCUUGGCAAGAAGGUAUCUUAUGGAGAUGGCAUUGGAAAGGUUUCACAGCAACUUUAUAGUGUCCUUACCAGACUACAGAUGGGUCUUGCGGAGGAUACCAUGAAUUGGACUGUUGAGCUAAGAUAA
Messenger RNA from Lathyrus sativus (Indian pea), 1230 nucleotides. NCBI's taxonomy places the organism in Eukaryota, Viridiplantae, Streptophyta, Magnoliopsida, Fabales, Fabaceae. The record is from the annotation of a GenBank genome assembly.